Microbotryum saponariae is the source of this 1292-nucleotide messenger RNA. The record is from the annotation of a GenBank genome assembly. NCBI's taxonomy places the organism in Eukaryota, Fungi, Basidiomycota, Microbotryomycetes, Microbotryales, Microbotryaceae.
AUGGUUCACAGUCCUCCCUUUUGGGUCAAAGCUUGUACGUUCCGUCCCUCAUCGUCCUUACAAGAGGCAGGAGGCAGGUUCAUGACGAUAUGCACGCGUGAGCUCACCGUUCACCCUCGGAACUGCGCCUCCUCCUUUCAUCCAAGUUUAGGGUUCAUCAUCAGUACCAUCCUCGUCUUCUGGGAUGCUGGCUACUGCCUUCUCCGACCGCAUACUUUUGCGGGAGGCAAAUACCAUACCCUGUGGACGUGAGUUGCAGAUCCACCCCGCCUCUGCGGGCGCCUCGUCGGAGUGGUGCGCUGUGGGCGCCCCGAGGGCUUGAUGGAACGCUGAUCCCGGACCCUACUUGUUUUCGGAUGAGGCCUGCAGACCCUAUGUUUUGUAUGCAAGUGAGUUGACCUUCAAAUCCCAAGUCGUUGCUGAGCAGCACUAAGCAUGACUCCUCCCAUGUUUCAGGCGUCGACUACGUCUACGGCCAUGCAGGUAAGCGCUCCCCACGCGGAGGUCGAACCAUACCUCAAAUCUCUGAUGAAAUGCCUGCCGAUCUUUCCUCACGCAACACCAGUCUUCAAAGCCGGCGAAGGCUUCACCUCAGCGCAAGCGAUCCUCAACGUUGUUGAAAACUUCAUGAACAUUACUUAUCUGCUCUUGCUUCGAGCCGGAUCGGCGAACGCCAUUCUGGUGGGAUUUUUUGCUGUCACAUGCACCUUUUGGGUCAGUUGGUCCUUGCGUAUCGAGAGAGUCAUGACUUUGUUCUGCAUGACUGACUUUGAGAACUGCUCUUCGUUCGCGGCGGUAUCAGAAAACGGCAAGUUUUGGGGAGGAUCUGAGCACGGGUCGCCGAGCAGACCUGCCGAGUUUGACGACGCGCUAAUCGGCAAAUUUUCCUCCUGAUUAGGUGCUCUACUGGCUCAUGGAUCAACAAUGUGGAUGGUGCCAAACGUGAGCCACAAUUUUUCAGAUCAUGGCCCUACAGGUUUAAGGUACCAGCUGCUGAUCCACGCCUUCCGCACAUCUCCCCUAAUCCCGUCCGACGAGAUAUGCAGCGGCCACAACAGCCUGUACAAAUGGAUCAUGUUAUACGGUAUCCCUAAUAGCUUCUGGCUAGUAGUCCCGUGAGUCUAGUCCCACUCUCACACCUCACACCUGUUUCCCUCCUCUUGAAAUGAUCGUCAGGCCUGACUUCCGCAUCUUCGGAUGGCCCCUUCAGUUUCUCCAUCAUCAUCCUCUUCGGGUCCGAGAUCUCGUCCAACUUGAGGACGCUGCAAAAGGCCAAGGCAAAGACGAACUGA